Nannochloropsis gaditana CCMP526 is the source of this 464-nucleotide messenger RNA. RefSeq names its product transcription factor. The record is from RefSeq and is a predicted model, not a curated record. Gene Ontology annotation, cellular component: ciliary basal body; motile cilium. The transcript has 3 exons. Gene Ontology annotation, biological process: regulation of cilium beat frequency involved in ciliary motility; positive regulation of cell motility; cilium assembly. The annotation marks the transcript as partial.
AUGCCACCUCCACGCUCGCCGCUCCCUAUCUCCGUUCCCCCCCCCUUUGUUUUAUCGUUCUGCUUCACAAUCGGUCUUCCGCAUGCUCGCCACCCACACACAGGGAGGAGGCAAAUCAAGGGCACCAAAGCAACGCACUGCAUGUUUCGCCACACCUUUCAGUCCGGUUUUCUUUCCAUUCUUUAUUCCCUCGGGAAUAAGCCGCUCCAGCUUUGGGAUAAAUCACUGCACAACGGGAGCAUAAAACGGGUCGGGGACGAAGACGUGUCCUCGGGAGUGUUGGAACUGGUGGGGGAGAAUGUGGCGGAGAAUUUCAUCGCGUGCCCCGCAGAUAGCAAAGACCAACUAGGCAUCAAGCUCCCGUGGCUGGUACUCGUUGUCAAAAAUCUCCACGAGUACUUCACAUUCGAGGUGCAUGUUCUCGACGACAAAGGAGUCAAACGCCGCCUCCGUGCUUCCAACUU